AUGGACAAUUUGCUAGUCCUCUUUGUCUCUUUUCUUCUCUUUUCAUCUAUCUAUGCAAAAUCUGAUUGCCCCGUGAAUUCCAUUUGUGGAAAUAAUAGUUUUGAAAUACGAUUUCCUUUUGGAUUAGAAGGGCCACAAAAUCAGCACUGUACAUAUAAUCCUGGUUUCAAUCUAAAAUGCAACAACCAAGGCAGAGUAAUUCUAAGUCUUCCAGGGGCAGGGGAUUUCUAUGUACGCGAUAUCAACUACCUCACGCAACAAAUUCAACUCUAUGAUCCAUAUAAUUGCCUUCCAGAACGGCUAACUAAUUUUCAACUUCCUUCUUCUUCUGUCUUCAAGGCUGUUUACUAUCGAGAAUAUACUUUCUUGACGUGUUCGACAGAUUUGGUCAGCUCUUAUUUCAAUGUUAUUGGUUGUAUGAGUAAUUCUACUAUCUCCACUUUGGCUACUUCUUCCUUGGGUUUUGUUUUAACAACAAUAGAGAGUUUGUAUAGCUGCAGUGUGAAAAGCACUUUCUCUCUUCCUGUCUCGUGGAUUCCUGAUAAUGAGGCAAUUUUUUCAAGUGACCUUAAUAAUGAUCUUGUGUUAACAUGGCCUCGAACAGGCAGUACAAAAGGUAUAAAAAUUUUCCGAAUUGUUGCACUAGCCUUAGUGAUGUCAGCCAUCACAUGUUCAAUGGUUCUGACAUGUUACAUCGUGCAAAGUCGAGACAGCCGCCGAGCGGCAGCUGCUCUCCAGAACACUACUGCCGGUGGAGCAGCCGUAGUACCACAACCGGAAACGGCUAUCGGCCUCAACGAUUCGACGAUCGAAUCGUACACAAAAGUUGUCCUAGGAGAAAGUCGGAGAAUUCCAGGGCCAAAUCAUGGAAUUUGUCCAAUAUGUUUGGCAGAGUACAAUCCAAAAGAGACAGUGAGAUGCAUACCUGAAUGUGAACAUUGCUUCCAUGCUGAAUGCAUUGAUGAAUGGUUAAAGAUCAAUGGUACUUGUCCUGUUUGUAGAAAUAAUCCUUCCCCUGUUCAUCUUAAUUUUUCAUAACUCAUUUUUUCCCCA
This is a messenger RNA of Solanum dulcamara, 1053 nucleotides long. RefSeq names its product putative RING-H2 finger protein ATL21A. Bases 1 to 1038 code for a protein of 345 amino acids. Gene Ontology annotation, molecular function: polysaccharide binding. The record is from RefSeq and is a predicted model, not a curated record. Lineage: Eukaryota; Viridiplantae; Streptophyta; Magnoliopsida; Solanales; Solanaceae. The transcript has 2 exons.